AUGUUUGCUAACCAUAUGACAAACGUGUUCCAACCUUUCCGUGCAGGACUUGCAGGGGAAGAAGGAAACGGGAUAAUGGAAUUUCUGGGGUCUCCAUACCAAAUGUCACUUCCCAUUGCUCAAUUUAAUGUGAGGCAGGUUAAGCUAGCUAUACUAGAGUUAAAGCUAAAAAAGCGCCAGGAUAUGAUUACAGCAGAGGUCUUGAGGCAGCUCCCCAGUAUCGGCAUUAGGGUAAUAUCGCUUAUCUUCAACGCAAUCCUGAGACUCGGUAUAUUUCCAUCACUGUGGAAGGUAGCCCAAAUCAUACUCAUCGCCAAACGUGGAAAACCAACACUGAAGCCCUGGCUGUUGGAUAGUCAUCUCAUUCAAGAACACCAGUUCGGAUUUCGUGAACGACAUGGCACUGCCGCUUUCCUCGAUAUCUCACAGGCGUUCGACCGAGUAUGGCAUGGAGGAUUGCUAUAUAAAAUUAAAAAGUGUUUCCCACAUGAAUAUUACGUCAUAUUCAAACCGUACUUGACUGGGAGGUACUUCCAGGUCAAGCACAAGGACGAAGUGACCUCGCUUCGCCCAAUCCUCUCUGGUGUCCCGCAGGGAAGUGUUUCUGGACAUUUACUUUAUUUGAUCUUCACGGCUGUUCUAGCAUCCCACCAAAACCGAACUACGGCCUCACAGAUAAUCCAAAGCAUAGAACAUUGGUUCAGAAAGUGGAGAAUUAGCGCUAAUGAAACAAAGUCGGUGAAUGUAACGUACACAAUGCGUCGACAAACUUGUCCACUCGUUACACUGAAUGGCAGUGCCCUACCACCGGCUGAUGAGGCUAAGUAUCUUGGCAUGCACCUGGAUCGUCGACUCACCUGGAAAAAGCAUAUUACGACAAAAAGAAAACAGCUGGGACUGACAGUAAAAAAUUUGCAUUGGCUGAUGGGUAGAUACUCAUCCAUCUCAUUUCAUCCAUCUAAAACAAAGUUUUAA
Molecule: messenger RNA, 975 nt
Organism: Nicrophorus vespilloides
Lineage: Eukaryota; Metazoa; Arthropoda; Insecta; Coleoptera; Silphidae
Product: RNA-directed DNA polymerase from mobile element jockey-like
Exons: 2
Coding region: 1-975 (324 amino acids)
Source: RefSeq, a predicted model, not a curated record